ACGCGCAAGUGCACCUCCCAAUUGGGUGCGUUUCGCGGCUCCGCGACGGCGAUGGUGACGGCGGUGGCCUGUCAGUCGAUGUUCGUAAAUGGUGAUGUAUGUUCGUGGGCUCGUAGCUGCCUGGUGAUUCGUUGUCGUACGUGGUAAACUGCCUUGUCAGUGAGCCUCGGACGAGAAAUGAGUACGCAAAAGCCGGGAGAAUGGGCGAACGCGCUAAUCACGCGCUUCGAGGAUCAGCUACCGUGUCGUUCUGGUUCUCGAAACGUCCUCGUGAACGAGGAGAGGAACAUUAAAUGCCUAAUCGCGAUCUCGCAGUAUCGCUUCUCUCUCGUUAUAUCUGGCCUCCUGAAGGUGCUGCAGCGCGUCAACGACACGGAACACCGAGCAACGACACCGAACACUGGCAACCAACGGCUGUUUCAGAAUAUGGAUCUGGCUCGACAAGAGUCUAUUAUAAUUGUCUUGGACACAUUGGAGAAGUGCCUGGCCAACCAACCAAAGGAUACAACGAAAUUCGAGGAGGCCAUGAACGUGAAAUUGUUGCUCAGGGAGAUUUGUCAGUUUAUAGGUAUACCAGCCGACUGCCCGCAGACGAAAACGAUAAAAGAGCUGGCGAGCAAAGUGCUGUUCGCUCUGAGCUUGAAUUUUUUUAACGCGGUCUUCAACCGGAUAUCAGCCCGGCUGCAGGAACUGUCCAACAGCGGGGACGAGAAUCCGGACUGCAGCGACAUUGAAAUAAUGCAGCAUAUUAACGUUGACGUUGAUAGACUGACCAGGCUCUUGAAUGAAACGAUACAGAAAGUUCGGUCACUAAAGAAAUCGGCGCACCUAAUUCUCAUGAAUUCCCUGGAGAAGGCGAUCUGGAAUUGGAUGGAUACAUAUCCGGACGAAUUCGGCGAAGUGCAGAGGCAGCCCAACGAAGACCUGAGCAAAGCGUGCGAGGAACUGUUCCACGUACUCGACACAUUCGUCGACAACAAGAAGAGCCGAGUCGCGGCGGUGUGGCCAUUGCAAAUCAUGCUGUUGGUACUGUCACCUAAGGUGCUGGAGGAGAUCGUGAGAUCUGACAAGGGUACAUCGGGUUCACCGCGGCAUAACAAAAAAAAACUCUUCAUCGAUAAUGUGAAGCGCAGCCUGGGAAUGUACGGCAGUUGCUCCAGCCGGCAGCUGACCGAGGCCGCGGCGGUCACAUGCGUCAAGCUUACGAAAGCGGCCACGUAUAUCAGCAACCAGCACACUAACAACGUUGUGUUGACCUUGGUGCAGCAACUGAUGGCCGACCUAGUGUCGCUUCUCUUCAGUACUUCGAAACCUUUCUACCGCGGGCAAAACUACACCGCGCAAGACGUCGAUCUAAUAAUCGACUGUUUUAUUAGUUGCUUCCGCAUCAAUCCACACAACAGCGAAGUUUUAAAAGUCUGCCUGAACGCUAACUAUCCCUCGAUGUACCAGUUUGUCCUAGUCAGCUCGUUGUACAAGAUCAUUACGCAACCGAGAUUGUCAUGGUGGCCGCAAAUCGACCUUCUGUAUCCGCAUAGCACGAAAUUGCGAAAUAUGUUCACCGAUACGCUCAACAAGGUCACGCAAAAUUACAUAUGGUACGCGCCGUUGCGCAUGAUUCACAGCUUGAAUUUACUCAAAAGCAAGGAGGACAUUGCCAACUCUAAGAACGUGUUGCUGGGAAUGGUGCGGCUCAUUCACGCGGAUCCUAUGCUAAUGUUGCACAAUUCUGGUAAACCUCACGGUCAAGACAUGCAAAAUUCCACCUUAGAGCUGAUCAAUGGACUUGUCUCGCUGAUCCAUCAAACCACGAUGCCAGACAUCGCCGAUGAGGCGAUGAACGCUUUAUUAGUCUUGCAUGACCCACACAUAAUCAAAGCGUGGAAUCCUGAAGCGCCGAUGAAUACUUACUGGGAUGUCAGCUCGCAAGUUCUCUUUUCAAUCUCCCAGAAGUUGAUUCAACAUCAAAUUAUUAACUAUACGAUUAUACUCAAUUGGCUGCACAAGAUAUUGCUUCGCAGGAAUGACUUUCUAGCUCAGUACAAGGAUUAUGCGAACGUGGGCAGCGAAAUUGCGAUUUGCAAACAAGCACACAUCAAACUCGAGGUCGUUUUCUUGAUGUAUUUAUGGAGUAUAGACACAGAGGCUGUUUUAAUAUCUAUGGCUUCUUUCGGGUUGUUGUGCGAGGAAGCUGAUAUUCGUUGUCGCAGCGACGAUGUGACGGUGACUUGUCUCCUUCCAAACUAUAAUUUGUAUAUAGAUUUAGCGAAAACUUGGAUGUUACACGCUGACCAAGGCGGAUUACAAAAGAGAAUAUUAUUUUUAUUGAGAAGGAUAGAGCACUGUGUGGAUGGCGUAUACCCUGCUUGGGAAGAGACUGUGAGAAGUUGGGAGGUUACUUCACGACAAUUGUCCAAUUAUCCUAAAACUAAGACGGAAGAUGGUCAAGGGGAUCGCAGUACCGCGAAACGAAGAGCGGCACAUCAGAAUUCGGAACAUGAGAUGGAGGAUCAACUGAACGAGUGGGCCAAUAUGACAGGAUUCCUAUGUGCUUUAGGUGGAGUGUGCCUGCAGCGUUCCUCAUCGAAUAUGCCAUUCGGUGUACCGUUCUCUAAUUCUGAACCUAAGAAAAGUUCAAUGAAACAACAGGAGCUUAGUUCGUCGUCUGGCUUAACAAAUUCUAGCCAAGAAGUACAAUAUUGCCCGGUGACGCAGUUUGUACUCAACUUGCUACGACUGCUGAUUUGUAACAAUGAAAAAUUCGGCACUCUGAUACAAAAGCAUGUGAAGGAGCUGAUUGCGUACGAAUUGAGCCCUGCCUUAUAUCCAAUAUUGUUUGAUCAAAUUAAGAGCAUCGUCGAGAAAUUUUUCGACCAACAAGGUCCAGUGAUACUGCAGGAUCUAAAUACGCAAUUCAUUGAGCAUACAAUAUUUAUAAUGAGAGCCGUCUUGGAGUCCAAAACGGAUCAGCAUUCGAAGUAUCUUGGUAUGACUAGUAUUGAAGGCAUGACAUUGGUAAUCGUUAGAUACGUCAGACAUUUGGACAUGUCGGUGAAUUCGAUUUGCAUUAAAACAAAAUUGUGCCAGCUGGUGGAAGUAAUGAUGAAGAGGCGAGACGACCUGGCGUUCAGGCAAGAAUUGAAAUUUCGGAACAAACUGGUCGAGUAUCUGACCGAGUGGGUGAAUUGCGCGAACCACAUUAUCUCGACAAGUGGUACCGAUAUUACGGUUUACGCUAGAGAUUUGGAUCAAGCUUGCAUAGAAGCAGUGGCUGCGUUGUUGCACGGACUUCCCCUUCAGCCUGAGGAGUCUGAUCGUUGUGAACUGAUGGAUGCGAAGUCCGAACUGUUCUUGAAAUAUUUCACGCUCUUUAUGAAUUUAAUAAACAAUUGCAAAGAAUCGUCGGAGGAAAAAGACGUCGUAUCUCGACAAAGGAACAGCAAGCUAGCCACUUUACGCGACACCACUAUCCAAGCUAUGAGCAAUCUUCUUAGCGCGAAUAUAGACAGUGGUCUACGACACUCGAUAAGUUUAGGUUAUAACCCGGAUCUCCAAACGAGAGCAGCGUUCAUGGAAGUACUGACUAAGAUCCUCCAACAAGGAACACAGUUUGAUACUCUUGCCGAGACUGUGCUAGCGGAUAGAUUCGAGCAACUAGUUCAGCUAGUUACAAUGAUUAGCGACAAGGGCGAAUUGCCUAUCGCCAUGGCUUUAGCUAACGUAGUAACGACGAAUCAAAUGGAUGAACUAGCGCGCGUGUUUGUGACGCUUUUCGAUGCAAAGCACUUGCUGUCGCCUCUGCUAUGGAAUAUGUUUUAUCGAGAAGUCGAAUUGACUGAUUGCAUACAAACCCUGUUUCGCGGCAAUACUUUGGCGAGUAAAAUCAUGGCCUUUUGCUUUAAGAUUUAUGGCGCCAGCUACUUACAAAAUUUACUCGAACCUCUCAUUAAACCUUGGAUGGACGAGCCUACAAUUAGUUUUGAGAUAGAUGGUGCAAGAAUUGACCCGAAUGAGAAUAUCCAGCAAAACGGUUGUAACUUGAUCGCCUUGACACAAAAGGUGUUCGACGGUAUAGUGUCAUCGGCCGAUGAAUUUCCUCCGCAAUUACGUUCGAUGUGUCAUUGCCUGUAUCAAGUAUUGAGCAAAAGAUUCCCGCAAAAUCCGCAGAACAAUAUUGUGGCUGUAGGAACGAUGAUAUUCUUGCGUUUCAUUAAUCCCGCUAUUGUCUCUCCUCAAGAAAUGAGUAUUGUGAAUGUACCAGUAUCAUCUACAAUGAAACGAGGCCUCAUGCUCAUGUCGAAGAUAUUGCAAAAUAUCGCCAAUCACGUAGAGUUCAGCAAGGAGCAACAUAUGUUGCCCUUCAAUGACUUCUUGCGAGCUCACUUCGAGAUCGCUCAACGAUUCGUCAUACAGAUCACGUCGGACUGCGAAACUUUCGGCGAAACCCAUCAUCCGAUGUCGUUCGUCUCGGACGCUAACGUUCUGGCGUUACACAGGUUGUUGUGGAAUCAUCAAGAGAGAAUGGGAGACUACCUCAGCAGUAUCCGAGACCAUAAAGACGUGGGCAGGAGACCUUUUGACAAAUUGGCCACACUGCUAGCGUAUCUUGGCCCACCUGAACGUAAACCAGUGGACUCUCACUCGCUAUUUUCGUCCUCUUACGUUCGUACGAUGGUACGGUGGCAGCAGAUAAGCAGCGACAUGUCGUCGACGUACUUCGAAGAGGUCAUGAUGAAGCUGAAUGUGCACCAGAGAGAAGAUUUUAAGAGCAUCCAAAGUAUGAAUAUAUUUUAUCAAGCAGGUACUAGCAAGCAAGGCUAUCCGGUAUUUUACUACAUUGCACGACGAUACAAGUUCGGCGAAAUGAAUGGUGACUUUUUGAUGUAUCACGUAAUUUUAACUUUAAAGCCUUUUUACCAUUCUCUAUACGACGUGGUCUUCGAUUUCACUCACACGAACUCGGAUAAUCGUUUCCGAAAGGAAUUUUUGCACAAAUGGUUCUACAUGCUGCCGAAAGUGGCCUACGACAAUAUCCACGCGGCCUAUAUUUACAAUUGCAACAGUUGGCUGCGCGAAUAUGCCAAACGUAACGACAGGAUUCUGGCGCCAUUCAAGGGUAAUCGAAAAGUGAUCUUCGUGGAUGGUCCAGGAAGACUGAACGAUGUAAUCGACAUCGAACAACAGAAACUACCCGGAGCAACCUUAUCCUUGGACGAGGACUUGAAGGUUUUCGCUAGUAUGCUGAAAUUAUCCAACAAAGAGAUCAGAGUGUCUGUGAAGAUCGGAUCAACGGCCUUGCAGAUCACUCACAUGGAUAAGACCAAGGUGUUGUGGCAGUACGUUGCCUUGAAUGAUGUUUUCUACGCGUCCGAGAUCGAAGCAGUCUGUCCGAUGGAUGAGAGUCAAUUCACGCUGACCAUCUUCAACGAAGCUGGGCUGCUGACGUUCACUCACAAUGACUGCGAGAGCAUUGUGCAGGCUAUAAAUCAUAUCAAGAAUCGCUGGCUGCUGUCGCAGUCGGACUCGGUAGCCGUCCACUCAAAAAUUCGGCCUAAGGACGUGCCCGGCACUCUAUUGAACAUGGCUUUGCUAAAUCUCGGCAGUCCAGACCCGAAUCUCCGCACCGCUGCGUACAAUCAUCUAUGCGCGCUCACGGCAACGUUCGACUUGAAGAUCGAGGGCCAGCUGUUGGAGACCUCCGGUCUCUGUAUACCAUCAAAUAAUACAAUAUUCAUCAAGCACCUCAGCGAGACACUGGCGACGAACGACCCGCAUCUUACUCUCGAAUUCCUCGCCGAAUGCAUACAGGGCUUUAAGGCGUCGACAAUCGAGCUGAAACAUUUGUGCCUCGAGUACAUCACACCGUGGCUGAAUAAUCUCGUGCGAUUUUACAAGUCCAACGACGAGUGCGGAAGGCGGCAAAAGCAGCUCACCGAGAUCCUGAACCAGCUUAUCACGUUGACCGCCGAGGAGGUCGAGAUGUAUCCGAGCAUACAGGCGAAGAUUUGGGGCACGAUCGGCCGGCUGCCCGAGUUAAUCGACAUCGUUCUCGAUACGUUCAUUUACCGCAGCGUGCAACAUCGUCUAGGCUCGCAUAUAGCGGAAAUCUUGGCGGAUACUGCGGUCGCUUUAGCGUCCGGCAAUGUGCAGCUGGUGGCCAAGAAAGUGAUUGGAAGACUGGUUCGAAUGGUGGACAAGACCUGCUCGUCGCCAACGCCGUUGUUAGAGCAGCAUAGUAUGUGGAGCGACAUAGCGAUCUUGGCGAGGUAUCUCCUGAUGUUGUCCUUCAAUAAUUGCCUGGACGUGGGAAAGCACUUACCGUAUGUAUUUCAUACGGUGACGUUCCUCGUGUGCACCGGCUGCUUGACUAUGCGAGCGUGCACUCACGGCUUAGUGAUCAACACCAUUCAUUCUUUGUGCACGUGCAGUUCGCCUUCCUUCUCCGAGGAUACAUAUAGGAUACUGCGUAUGAGUCUCGAUGAGUUCUCAUUGCCGAAGUACCACUUGCUAUUUGGCAUCAGCAAAGUGAAGUCCGCCGCCGAUACGGCCUUCUACAAACAUCCGGGAUCCAUUAAGCAGGAUCUCUGUAAACAAUCGAACGAGAAGGGCCUCAACAAUGAGCGAAACAUGUCCAAUGCGCAGGACAGAGAGAGACUCUCCUUGACCAGCUUGGAAGUCAUAACCGACGCUCUACUAGAGAUCAUGGAGGCCUGCAUGCGAGACAUUCCGAGGUGUGACUGGUUGAAAACGUGGACUGCAUUAGCGAGAAGCUUCGCCUUUUGUUUCAACCCGGCUCUACAGCCAAGAGCACUCAUUGUUUUCGGCUGUAUUAGCAAAAGCAUAACGGAUCAGGAUAUAAAACAGUUGUUGAGGAUAUUGGUAAAAGCGCUUGAAAGUUUUAAUGACAUUACUCUGUUGGAGGCGAUCGUAAUGUGCUUGACGCGAUUGCAACCUCUUCUGAGACCGGAAUCACCAAUACAUAGGUACUUAUUUUGGAUCGCCACGUCUGUUCUCGAGUUAGACGAGCCGUCAUUGUAUGCUGCUGGCUUAGGACUUCUUGAACAGAAUUUGCAUACACUCGACUCCCAGGGUACUUUUGACACCAAGACGUUAGAGCACGUAAUGAUGUCAACGCGCGAGCCUCUAGAAUGGCAUUUCAAACAGCUGGAUCAUUCUGUAGGCUUAUCUUUUAAAUCGAACUUCCAUUUCGCAUUGGUCGGUCACUUAUUGAAAGGCUACAGGCAUCCCACCACAGUUACCAGAACGUCCAGAGUAUUAACCAAGUUGUUAGCAAUCGUGGCUAAGCCUUCAAAAAGGGACAAAUUCGAAGUGACGCCCGUCAGCGUUCCCUACUUGGCUGCGUUAGUGUCCAUCUCAGAGGAAGUCCGUACCAGAUGUCAUAUCCGGCACUCAUUCACAUCCAGCAAUAGCUCGCAAGACUCAUCGAGUAGCACGGAGACUCUUGAUAAUAUGCGCAAUACUGAAGCAUUGGUUGCAACGGAAACUGUUGUACCUAAUCCUACGAGUAGAAGACAAAAAACUUGGGACUUGUUGGACCAAACGGCGCUCGCUCAAGCGAGAAAACAAAAGCAACAUUCUGCACAGCGAUCUAGAAGCGUGCCGAGUGCGAAGGAAGCUAAACCAACAGACGAGGCAGAACUGCAGGCCCGUAGUAAUGGGGUGAACCUGAAAAGCAACGAAAACAACGUCCUGCUCGAUCCAGAAGUAUUGACCGAUCUCGCGACGCAGACUCUAGUUCUGACCGUGUUGGCGACUCUAGUAAAGUACUCCACUGACGAGAACGAGAUACGAAUUCUUUAUGAGUAUCUGGCGGAAGCGACUAUAGUUUUCCGGAAAGUUUUCCCAGUUGUACACAACUUGCUCGAUGCAAAGAUCAAUAGUGUGCUGUCGACUUACCACGACCAGGCGAUAUUGAACGCGGUUGAAGUCAUUAUACAAAACAUGAUAGCCUGCGAGGAUACGAGCCAACAACAAUUACAUUAUUUACAGAGCUGUGGUUUUCGCGGUCUCUGGAGGUUUGCGGGACCAUACACGAACUCCAGUUGUACGCCCGAAAGUGCCGAAUUGUUUGUGAACUGCCUAGAGGCGAUGGUAGAAACGUGUCUACCGGUGGAAGAGUGCGAUGGUCCGAAUAGCAAUGAGUCGGUUGCCGGAAGAAGUAGACAGGCUGGCGGCUAUCAAUCAGACACGAAAACGAAACAGUCUGUAACCGGAUUUAUCAGGAGACCUUCACACGCGUUUUCGGAGGAGAAUGCUUCGCUUCAUAUAUAUAAUCAUGCAACGGAAGGUAACAGAAAUAAUUUCACGGUAGAGUCGGAGCAGACCGAAGAUGCGAGUGGUACUUACAAAUGUGGUAAUAACGCUUCACAAUCUUAGCAAUUAGAUUUUGAUACUAGCAAAGAGAGCGAUAAACGCGAGCGCAAGCGGAAAAUUUGUCGGAGAUUGCAGCGGCAGAUGCGAUGCAUGAAUUCGCACGAUUAAACGGUAAAUAUAAAAUCUGUUCUUUACAGUCACUUCUUCUAUAAUCUAUCCUCCAACCUAUUUCUAUUCUUUUUCUUCGUUUCUACCAAAUAUCAAGUAUACAUGUAUUUACUCCAUUUCAAUAACUUGGCGCAACUACGAAGAACAGAUUUAUAGUUAGCGAAGCAUUUCGUAGUUUCCAUUGCAUUUAGCACACUCAUGUUGUUGCAGAACACCUCCACCCGCUCAAUUCGUUUCUUUCGAACUUAGAAUCUCGCAAGUGUUGACUUCGGGGUAUUGUUGUCACAUGUCAUGUCAGUUUUAUACAAUGCCGUCCACGUCACAAUAACGAGCCUACACAAAUGGAAAUCAACGAAAGCUGUACUUUUGUAGUGUAUUAUCGUCUUCUUUUGGUUCUCAUCGGCAAUAUGUGUGUAUUGGCGAUUUUGCGUUAAUGUAUCUGCGCAUACAUACGUUUAUACAUACUUAUAUACAUACAUAUACGUAUGUAUUAUUGUAUUAUAUUUUGCUGCGAAUUUUAAGUAUAUAUACCGCACGUGUGUCGUUCGCUUUUACAACGAACUCGAGAAAAUUAUAUUGUCAUACAGAUGUUCUCGCCGUGUACAUCCUAAGACGUACAUCUUAGCGACUCAGAAUGUACAGCGUAGAAUGAUUUUGUUCGUUAUUUGUUUCGUUAUAAUUUCGAUUGCGAGAAACUGCAUACAGUAUGGUCAGUUUUACCGAAGAAAAUGUAUCUUACGAUUAAUCUGUAACAAGUGUUCGAUAUUUUUCUCCAUAAUUACGCACACAUGUACUGACUAAUUUUAGAUUUGCCACAAUCAUGAUGUGAAACUGUCGACACAGCUGGUGAAAAAACGCGACGUGAGGAAUUCGCGUAAAACGUUGUAAGCGACCGCCCGCAAUUCUUCGUUACAUUUAUUGUGAAAAUACGCGUUAAAUUUUUUCCUGCACGAGAAAUAAUGCGUCUGUUAUAAGAGACGUGAUCUCGUCUCACGUUGAAUCGCAAGGCUGAGGCUGAUCAUGCGACCCAUCUAAUUAACGAGAUGCGGAAUUAUCAUAUCUCAAUAGUGACUAUUAAAACAGACUCGUGGAGAAGACUUGGUUGGCCUUUCAGGGACAGAAAAUCGCGGUUACGUCUGAAAGUCCGCUUUUCGUAUGCUACUGUAUACGGGCAUUUGCAGAUAAGAUCUACUGGACCAGUAGGCGCCUCUCGUCUCGAGGUGGUUGAAGGCGGUUAACGGUGACAGAACGAAUUAUCUCUAGAAUUAUGUCUAGUAAAACACACUAAUAUAUCUGUAUGUCUACAACUUAUUAAAGUACAAAGCGAGACCAACCGUUACUUUCCCGUAUUGUAUAAUGUUAUAUUUUAGUAUGAUAAGAUCGUGAAAGCGCGCGCGCAAGAGAGAGAAAGAGAGAGAGAGAGAUGUAUGUGUAAACAAUUUAAAUUAGUAUAUCGUCGAUGUUACCAAUGAUGAAUAUGAAAUACUGAGGAUCAUGUUAAAAUACUAUUUUAAUGUUUAUAUCGUGGGAAGAAUACUCGUGUCUUUUAUGUGUUUAUUUAAAUGAAUUUUUCUUUUAAGAUCAUGAUAAUACAACGUAUGUAAAAACGCGCAUAUUGCAGAUUCGUAUAAAUGCGAAAACGUGUGAUUCUGCGGAAUAGAUAUUAGUGAAUUCUCAGUGGCACUAGGAGCGAAAUUGAUUCAAGUUCUACGAGGUGCGUCUGUACAUAUAAUGCAUGUAAAUGUUGUACAAUCGCGACGAUUGUUUAAAUUCGCGAGUUUUGUCCGUGUUGUACUUUCGAGCGAGAAGAAUGCAGCGAAACGGUGCGUCAUAUAGCGAGAAAUUGAUAGAUCUGACGAUCGAUAAGUUAAUUUGUGCAUAGAGUUUCUCCUGAAUUUAUAUGUACUUAAGACGAAGCCUAUGUACGAUAAUCUCAUACUUGUAUUUUAAUAUUGAUCGAGACCCGAAAAGAUAUUUCAUCAUGAUGUUUCUUACAGCGCAUGUCUUUACAUGUAUCCAAUUUAUUGCGAAGCGACUUUAGUAAUAAUCAUGAAAUUCAGUUUGCUUUAAAUUAAAUCUCAACGCCGGGUUUACUCGAUAUUGAACGAUGUUUUGUAAAUUCGAUACAACGCCAUAUAGUUCAUAUAAAUAAGUUAAGACUUUGACUUAUUUAUUUAUUUAUUUAAGGAGCAAUAAUUGUCGGGUGCAUUUGCAGCAGUCAUGAUCAUCUCGUUGUCUUUUACCAAAGCUGUAAAUCGUCUCUCUGCUGUGUUAGAUAAGACAACUAAUUCAGCGAUCAUUAUUAACGAAUUAACGGAAAUACAGGCGUUCAUGAUUAAAUAGCUUAAUAUGCAUGUACUACCGUACUCAGAUAUUGUCAUCUGUCCUGGGAUUCUGUAACUCGUUAUUGGUGUUAACGACAGUUUCGUUAUCGUUGCGCAACUUUCCUACAGUAUAUAAAAGUUGCGCAAUAAUAAUGAAACUGUCGUUAACUCCAACAACGAGUUAUAGAAUCCCAGUGCAGAUACGAUUCCCUUUGCAGACUUCGUGCUUUCGCGAUGUUCGUGUUUGUAGAGUGUUAUCGUCACGGUGUGAAUUUGUGAAUAUUAAAUUUUUAAUGUAUAAAGA
Molecule: messenger RNA, 11130 nt
Organism: Odontomachus brunneus
Lineage: Eukaryota; Metazoa; Arthropoda; Insecta; Hymenoptera; Formicidae
Gene: Nf1
Product: neurofibromin
Exons: 23
Coding region: 178-8397 (2739 amino acids)
Biological process (GO): regulation of GTPase activity
Source: RefSeq, a predicted model, not a curated record